GUACGACGGCAUCGCCAUACGGAGUGAUCGCGUGACCACUGACCAGAUGUUGCUGGCGGCAGCAAACGCGACGACACGCGCCGGCGGUGCGACGGUUCCCUCGCGGCCGGCAUAACCGCGGACGCGGGCACGAGGAGCGGUAACGCGAUGCGCGCGAGUUCCUAACCUGUUCAGCGCUGCGCGGUGCCACCGCGAUGUGAGUCCGCUUCUCCCUACGCGAGCCACGUGAAUUCCUCGUAGAAUCCUCUGUCCCUCCCGUGUCAUCGAGCGGUGCCCCCUCCCCCCCCUCCCCCCGAAAUGGCGUGUCCGGUGGAACGGCUCAGAGUCUACUUCGUCACGUAUAAUGUGGCCACAAAGUUCCCGGAUCCCAGGCAGGAUCUCGAGCAGCUCCUGGGCAUUACACCUGGCGACGAGUCCAAGCUGUGGCCAGACUUGUAUUUCAUCGGUUUACAGGAAGUUAAAUCGCAACCGCAAAAUAUAGUAUUGGACUAUAUACUGUACGAGGAUCCGUGGACCAGGGCCUUCAGAGACGUGCUGAAGAAGUAUGAUUACGUGAAGAUUCGCUCGCAACGACUACAGGGUCUUGUUCUGAAUGCUUUCUGUCUGAGGAAGCACUUGACGCACUUGAGGCUGAUAGAGACUCAGUACACCAAGACGGGUCUCGGUGGCAUGUGGGGAAACAAGGGUGCGGUGAGCGUAAGAAUGAACGCCUACGGAAUCAGCGUUUGCGUGGUGAACACGCAUUUGACUCCCCACGACCACCUGCUAGCCGAUAGAAUAGCAGAUUACAAUACCAUCGUGACAGAUCAUACUUUUACCGCUCCGUUUACAUCGAGAAUAUUAUAUCACGAUUACAUAUUUUGGAUCGGUGACUUAAACUUUCGGCUCAACGGAGAGGAGUUAAGCGCCGUCGACAUCGAGUUACUAGUGAAGCGAAAUCAAUUGGGGGAACUUCUCGAGAGAGAUCAGCUGAGGGCGGUGAUGAAGGAGCAGCAAGCUUUCGCCGAACUAAAUGAAAGUAGCAUCGCGUUCCCGCCUACUUACAAAUACGAGUUCGAGUCCCAGGAAUUUGAUCUCAAGCGCAGACCGUCUUGGACUGACAGGAUUUUGUACAAGGUAAAUGCGGUAGACAUAUACGACGACAUAGAAAUUCACGCUGAGCAGCAUACUUACAAGAGUCAUCCCGAAUACAGUGUUUCGGACCACAAACCUGUAACUGGAGAAUUCGAUAUCGUGGUCAGACCUAAUGUAGAAGAUCACAGUGUGGAAUUUCAAGAUUGUACUGUAGAGGAAAAUUUUAUAUCUUACAAACUGCAGAGAGAUUUCACCCCGGGCAACGGAGACUGGAUAGGUCUCUUUUCUAACGAAUUCUCCAGUUUAGAUGAUUACAUCAUUUACGAAUAUGUUAGCCGCGGUAAACCAACAUCAGUUUCUGACGAGCCUCACGCGAACACGGAACGAAUAUCGUACAAUGACUCGGCGCUUCGUCUGUCAGAAAUGUAUUGCUUGGUGUACGUAGCUCAAAGAGGAGAUCUUGUGGAGAUCUUGGGCGUGAGUCCGGAAUUUUCGGGUCCUCGUAGAUCAAUCGAACAGUGCGUUUCAUCUACAUAAAUUUUAUAGCGAAGUAUCAAUUUACUUAAAAAAAAAGCUUGCGCGUGAUCGGUAAUCGUCUUGUUAAAUGACUAAAUAUCAAACUUUGUGCAAUUUCCUAGAGGAACAAAAAUAUUUCCUCGACUUGAUUUUCCUAUUUUGUCAUAUCUCUCUCUCUCACAAUCUUUUCUGCAAAUAAUAUUUUAAAUAGGGUGAAAUAGGUUUAUUACUCAAAGUUGUGAGUAGGAAAGUGAAUCAAAAAAAAAAUAUGGCCUUUAAUCAAAGGGUGCUUUUGGUAGGGUGUGGUAAGUUUAUAAAUUAGAAGCAUCGCGAAAAGAACAGCCGAUGCUUUGCAUGUAGGAUUUAAAAUAUUUAAAUGUUACUUUUGGUACCUGGUUUUCGCACUCUCGGGCUGCCGCUUGGGGUGCGCCGCGGCGUAUUUAACGUCCGCUUUAGAUAGAGCUUGCAGUGAGUGCACCGUCACGUUUUUCUGCACGCGAGAUCUUCCUCGAGCCAUUAACGCCCGCCGUUAUUAGAGAAUAGGAUAGGUGUGCGACCAGUUUUCCUGCCUCUCGAGCGUUAAUGGGCUGUGACGAGUGCGCUCACGGUUUUUGUACAUCAUGACUAUUUUCUUAGCAUAAUUUUUCGCAGAAAAUUUGGAUUCUGGCAAGGUACGCUUGUUAUUAUAAAAACCAUGUUUGUUAUAUACACAUACAUAUAUAUGUAUAGCGCGCCGUUGGAACAAAGUAAACGAACAAAUACAACUAUGGUUUCAAAGGGAA
This is a messenger RNA of Vollenhovia emeryi, 2372 nucleotides long. RefSeq names its product inositol polyphosphate 5-phosphatase K-like. Gene Ontology annotation, cellular component: plasma membrane; ruffle; cytoplasm. The record is from RefSeq and is a predicted model, not a curated record. The transcript has 9 exons. Gene Ontology annotation, biological process: phosphatidylinositol dephosphorylation. Lineage: Eukaryota; Metazoa; Arthropoda; Insecta; Hymenoptera; Formicidae. Gene Ontology annotation, molecular function: phosphatidylinositol-4,5-bisphosphate 5-phosphatase activity. Bases 298 to 1611 code for a protein of 437 amino acids.